This is a messenger RNA of Caenorhabditis remanei, 2325 nucleotides long. RefSeq lists its product as uncharacterized. Gene Ontology annotation, cellular component: membrane. The record is from RefSeq and is a predicted model, not a curated record. The transcript has 13 exons. The coding region runs from base 1 to 2325 and encodes 774 amino acids. Lineage: Eukaryota; Metazoa; Nematoda; Chromadorea; Rhabditida; Rhabditidae.
AUGACAAUACUAUUACUUCUUAUAGCUUUCAUCGGGUUUAUACCUAUUCCUGAAGUGGAAGCAUGUAUGCCUGGUUAUGAAGCGGAAAGAGAUCGAUUACGAGAGCAUUUGGGAAUCGAAUGGAUUCAGAAUGGGUUAUCGAAAUCAGGCUGGACUCCAUCUAAAUCAAUCCGUCACUCAUCCGACUUGAACUGUGACUUUUCUCAUCCUGAAAAAUGUCAAUGGAAGAAUAUGGCUGAUGAAAAACAGAUGGAUUCGAGAGAUUUUUAUCUUUUUGAAAAGAUUGAUUACACCGAAUUCCCAGUUCUUCGUGUAGGCCCAGGACCAUCGAAGAUUCAACAAGGAGAUAAAAUGAUAUUUGUUGGUGACAAGAAGAGAGAAGAACAACAUGCAAUCUUCUAUUCAUCGCCUAUCAAUUGUCAGAAUUCGACUGGAAAUUUGACAUUCACAUAUUGGGUGUAUAAUAGUGCUCGAGUUGAAGUAAUUUUAUUGGAAGAUGAUGGACGAGGUGGCUAUAAAAUGAUAUUUGAUGACCCAUCUGAAGAGAAACCAUACGUGGAUUGUGGAACAAUUCAAUUGAAUACUGAAUGUCAUGCUGAAAUUCCUCCACGUGAAAAGCCAUUCAGAAUAGGAAUCCGUGCAUAUGAGAUUUCAAAUACAGAUGGAUCAUUUGUUAUGAUUGAUAAUAUUCUUUAUUCUGCCAGUCUGUGUAAAGUUGGAAUUGAUAUCGGUGACAACUUCAAAUCAAAUGCAUUGGAAACAGGGGCAACUGGAAAACACGUUGAUACGGCUGCUGAAUUAAAGUGUGAUAAUUUUGAUUCGAAAUGUCGUUGGAGAUCUGGAGGAGAUGCUAUGGUGAUGUGGCGUCGUUCCUCAUCAAUUCUUCCAAGUCCGCUACUUCUGAAUGCAACUGGAACUACCGUAGGACCACGUGGUGGUUAUGCAGUACUGUAUGUUGAACAAGGAACACAAAAGAAGUCGUUGGAUAUUCUAAGAUCUGAUCCAAUUACUUGUCAAAGUUUAACUGAGAAUGAAUUCACGUUUAGAUUUUGGGAGUUUGGACAAAUUGAAUUGGAAGCAUGUGCUGUGGAUUUGAUGUUGAAAGAUGUUGAAUGCGUACCGAUUCCACGUGGAAGUUCACCUGCAAAUGUGAAACUGACAUUCAGAAAAGCCACGAAGAAUUUUAUGAUUGUCAUCCGAGUUUCUUCUUUAAAUUCUGAUUUUGAUAACAUGGUUAUAGUAGAUGAUAUAUCAUAUCGAGCAACUCUUUGUACAGAUGCACUCUCUGUAUUUGAUAUCGGAGAUUCAUUUGUUUCUACACCAAUGUUAUCACUUCUUCUCAGUCGAAAUGUUCAUACAGCACAAGAUCUUUCAUGUGAUUUCUCAAAAAGAGCAUCUGCUUGUCUAUGGGGAAUGUUGAAUCAAGAUGAAGAAUCAUCUGAUAUUGCAUCGAACACCUGGACUGUUGGACAUGGUCCACUCAAUGAUGAGAAGUUGUAUUCAUUGACUGGAAUAUCUGAAAUGCCAGAAGGAGAAUUCGGAUUAGCGAAAUUCGAAACUGGUGGAAAUGCUGUUUUAUUGUCUGAAGUAGUCAGGUGUGCACUGGAUAAUGUUCAUGUUCAAUUCAAAUUAUGGACUACUGGAACUGCAAAAAUUAAGGUUUGCCUUGUUGAAGAAUCCUCACCAUCUCUCCUCGAUUGUCAAGAUGCGAGCAGUGGAGACGUAGUCGUCGACCUUCCACGUAUUCGUCGCCCAUUCCGUGUUGCAUUCUCAGCAGAAGCAGAGGAUCAAGGAAUGGUAUUGAUUGAUGAUAUUGUUGUAACUGGUCAGAUAUGUCCACCAACUGCUGCAAAACAGUUUUCAUCAAAAACUUUCCGACCAACUGCUGAUAUUCCUGAUCCAAAUGUCUGCAGAUUGUUGUCUUGUGACUUCCAUCUAGGUCAUGCUUGUCUCUAUGAAAGCUCUCAAGUCCCACAUUCAGCAAUGCACGGAGUAUCUCAACGAAAAUUGAAUGCAUUUUUGACUCGUUCGAAACGUGUUUUUAUUCUGGAAUCCCCUCAGUUCAGAUUGAAUACCGUUGCUCGACUUCAUUUCGAUUAUAAAUUACAGGGCGAUGCGAACUUAUUCAUUUGUAAUGAUAGUGGAACGAAAGAAUUAGAAAGUUGUUUCAAAGUUGAAGGAAGAGAAGGAAAUGAUUUUAUUGAAUUGCUGGCUAGUGAUACAAAAGUUUACAUCAUUUCUCGACUCUCGGAAUCCGGAAAAUCUGGAUCUCUUGAAAUUUCGAAAAUAGUUUUCACGGAUAUUAGCGAUCAAGCUAUUUGUUAA